AUGGUCAGGACCCGCCGGGGCAUUCGGCUUGCUUUCUGCACCACCGGGCAGAGGGAGUUCGCCCAAAGCUCCGACAAUGACUUCGGGGCGGGUUGGACGGACUUCGGCUCUGGAGACAUCCGCAUGGCGAAUGCUGGCUACCAAGGCUUGCGAAACUGCAAGCCGGGUGCUUCGAACUUCUACAACCAAGACGGCGCUGACACUUGGCCCAUCAUCCUGGUCUCCUGCAUCUACGUGACUACAGGCACGCCCUUUGGUCAGUUGACAAGACGUCCUUUCCAAGAUCACUUUUGGCUGCAGCUUAUGCGGGGGCCGGCGAGUGUGAGACCAGUGCUGAAGGCAGAAAAGCUUGCGGAGGGCUCUCAAGAUGAAUGGCAACCAAGUCCUGAAGGCUUGAUGUUGAAGCGCGAUGAGUGGGCUUGCCACGGCCUUGAAAGAUGCUGA
Molecule: messenger RNA, 444 nt
Organism: Symbiodinium sp. CCMP2592
Lineage: Eukaryota; Dinophyceae; Suessiales; Symbiodiniaceae
Source: the annotation of a GenBank genome assembly